Pseudopodoces humilis (Tibetan ground-tit) is the source of this 3780-nucleotide messenger RNA. It is a transcript of the gene KCNQ1, whose product is annotated as potassium voltage-gated channel subfamily Q member 1. Gene Ontology annotation, cellular component: membrane; voltage-gated potassium channel complex. NCBI's taxonomy places the organism in Eukaryota, Metazoa, Chordata, Aves, Passeriformes, Paridae. The record is from RefSeq and is a predicted model, not a curated record. Gene Ontology annotation, biological process: potassium ion transmembrane transport. Gene Ontology annotation, molecular function: voltage-gated potassium channel activity.
AUGUCCUCCAGCUCCCCGCCGGGCGAGCCCAAGAGCCGCAGCCUGGGCCGGCUGUCGCUGCCCAGGAGAGGCAGCAUGACGCCCGGCAAGAAGGCGGCGGCGCUGGAGCUGGCCGAGAGCGCCCCGAACGCCCACUACGCCCCGCUCGGGGCCGCGCAGGGCGGGCAGGCGGAAACGGGAUGCGGCCCCGAGCGGGAGCGGGAGCGGGCACCGCGGCUGCGGAGCGAGGUGGUGGUGGUGAGCGCCGACUGCCCGCGGCCCCCCGUCAGCCUGGACCCCCGCGUCUCCAUCUACAGCCUCCGCAAGCCCCUGCUGAGCCGCAGCAGCGUCCAGGGCAGGGUUUACAACUUCUUGGAACGGCCCACGGGAUGGAAGUGCUUCGUGUACCAUUUCACCGUCUUCCUUAUUGUACUGAUAUGCCUUAUCUUCAGCGUGCUUUCUACAAUUGAGCAGUAUGCAGCCCUUGCUACAGGGACAUUAUUUUGGAUGGAAAUUGUAUUAGUGGUAUUCUUUGGAACAGAAUAUGUGGUUCGGCUAUGGUCAGCAGGAUGCCGCAGUAAAUACGUUGGAAUAUGGGGAAGGCUUCGUUUUGCUAGGAAGCCUAUUUCAAUCAUUGAUUUAAUUGUAGUUGUUGCUUCCAUGAUAGUUCUUUGUGUGGGCUCUAAAGGUCAAGUCUUUGCAACCUCUGCUAUCAGGGGCAUCCGUUUCCUGCAGAUUUUACGGAUGCUGCACGUUGACCGUCAGGGCGGUACCUGGAGGCUGCUGGGAUCAGUGGUGUUCAUACACAGACAGGAACUGAUAACAACACUCUACAUUGGAUUUCUGGGCCUAAUUUUUUCCUCUUAUUUUGUGUACCUGGCUGAGAAGGAUGCAGUAAAUGAUUCUGGAGAAACAGAGUUUGGCAGCUAUGCAGAUGCCCUGUGGUGGGGAGUAGUGACUGUUACAACUAUUGGCUAUGGAGAUAAAGUGCCACAGACUUGGAUAGGAAAGACAAUUGCAUCUUGUUUUUCAGUGUUUGCAAUCUCAUUUUUUGCACUGCCUGCGGGAAUUCUUGGUUCAGGCUUUGCCCUAAAGGUACAACAGAAACAAAGACAGAAGCAUUUCAACCGUCAGAUUCCAGCUGCUGCCUCACUCAUACAGACUGCAUGGAGAUGCUACGCUGCAGAAAACCCAGACUCUUCUACAUGGAAAAUAUACAUUCGAAAACCUGCCAGGAAUUAUCAUUUGCUGUCACCCAGUCCAAAACCAAAGAAAUCGGUGAUGGUUAAAAAGAAGAAAUUUAAGUUAGACAAGGACAAUGGGCCUUCUUCUCCAGACAGGAUGUUGGCUAUACCACAUAUCACUUAUGACCACGUGGCAGAGGACAGGAAACCUGAUUUCAGUUUUGAACCAUUUGAAAAUUCUGUAAAAAAGAGCCCAGCAUUUCUAGAUGUGAACACAGGACCCUUCAUCAGGACCAGCAGCUUUGCCGAUGAGCUUGACCUGGAGGGUGAGACACUGCUGACCCCAAUAACUCACAUCUCACAGCUGCGGGAACACCACCGCGCUGCCAUCAAGGUGAUUCGGAGGAUGCAGUAUUUUGUGGCAAAAAAAAAGUUCCAGCAAGCCAGGAAGCCCUAUGAUGUCCGAGACGUUAUUGAGCAGUAUUCCCAGGGCCACCUCAACCUGAUGGUGCGGAUCAAGGAGCUGCAGAGGAGGUUGGACCAGUCCAUAGGAAAGCCAUCUCUUUUUAUCUCUGUCUCAGAGAAAAGCAAAGAUCGAGGAAAUAACACGAUUGGUGCCAGGCUGAACAGAGUGGAGGACAAGGUCACACAAAUGGACCAGAAGCUGAACCUCAUCACGGACAUGCUGCAUCAUCUGGUUUCCCAUCAGCAGGGGGAUCAGGGCAACAACAGAUCACCUCAGAGAGGCAACAACAACGCCAGUUCAGAGCUUUUCCUCCCUAACAACACCCUGCCCACCUACGAGCAGCUGACAGUACCGGGAGGGAACGAAGACGACAUAUCCUGAUGUGGUGCAAGUCUGGGUUGGGCUGAUCCUACUUUUCUCCUCUGAACGGGACUGAGUGUUGAGAACCUGGGAAAAAUGAAGUUCAUCAGCCAACCAAGAAAUCAUGCAACUGCUAUAUCUACACCACUAGUCUCCAACAUGCUCUUCCAAAGUUACCCACAGUAGCCAAAGGAUUGCCAGGCUUUCUUCCACCAGGCAAAACUUCCAGAACUUCACGCUGAUUUUGUUCCUGAGCAAAUGAUCACAACUUGCCGUUUCUCAAAAAGACCAAAAUGAUGUAAAGACAAGCAAAAUGGCAAGGAUUUAGAGCUCCUGUAAUAAUAAUAAUAAUAAUAAUAAUAGUAAUAAUAAUAUUCUAAUAAUACUUGAACUUAGAUGGAAAAAAAUGCAUUCUGUUUAAGAAUCUGCAGAUAGCAAUUUAUUUCUACUACUAAGGUUUUUAAAACAAACUAGGAUAACUUAUGUUGUUUUUGUUGUAUAAACAUACACUAACAUUCUAGACAAUAACAAACCAUGUACUGAAUGAUUUUCUUUUUCUGUUUUAUUUUAGUGUUACUACAUAAACAAUUAUCAGAUAAUGACCAGAUUUUUCAAAUCUGUUUUUCUUCAGGGAGGAACUAAUCCUUAAUCUGGAACAAUACUAUUUAUAGUGGAAAGUGCUAUAGAUUUUCAAAGAUACCAGUUUUUCAUGGGGAGACAAUAAAGUAUUAUAUAGCAAAAAAUCAUUCUGGUUUCUAGAAGACUGUUGCCAAAGAAUCUAUAUAUAAAUAGAAAAUGCAGUGGUCUGAAUGUACUUGUCCUGAGCAUUUUAAAAGGAAGGCAUUCUACUUCUUAAAUAUGCUGGGUUUUAGCUUACAAAUACCAAGAAUAAUACAAGAGGCUGAAGUGGCUGGACUUCACUGGUCAAGUGUUUGAGCUGGCCACUCACAGAACAUCCAUAAUCCGUGCAGGAAUUGAGGCUUCAGUUCAGGAAAGCAUCUCUAAUCCACGCAGCACAUAUGACAAUUUUAAUGUUUUCAUGAAUAAUCUCUUGAGAAACUCAUCUCCCUACAAGAUUCAGUUGGUAUUGACAAGUGCCAGCUCUUUAUUUAAAGACUUGAGGGCCUCAGCUACAACCCAUGAGGCUGAACCACACUUGCCCACAUGAUGACUGCAAUGAAACCAACAGCGUUGGCUCAGUGUGAGUCCUCACACACACCACGUGAGCAGGAGCUGGGCUUUGAUUACUAAGGCUGAAAUUACUAAACCCUUGCAGGGACUUAGCACCUGAAUCAUAUCAGUCUUUAAAGCUGACAGCCUCAGGAAAAGCUCUUUGGUCCAACGUGGUGGUGGUCCAAUGUGGCUCAAACUGCUGGGGAAAGGAAAGAUGUAGACACAUUUAUCAGCUCUUGCACUUUGAGCAUCCUACACAUCCAGUGCACCCUGUUCCCCUCACUGCAGAGCCUGUAGCCCACAGUGGUCUCCCUCUCCUGGGGGAUGCCCUAAAGCCUCAUACCUUGGCACAGCAGUUAGUGUUGCCAGUCUUGUGACCAAUAUUACCAAUCUGAAAUACUGAUGCAUAAUGAAUGAGAUCACAGGGAACUUUCUCAUAGGGAACUCUCACAUUCUGAGUUUCUUUCCAACAUUUUGUCUCUUUCACUUGGACUGCAGAGAAAGUCCUGUAUUAAAUAUUCUGUAUUUCCAGAUUCUGAUACAGUUAUCCAGCCUCUCUGUUGUACAAUACAUAAAUGUUAAGGCUGUAGAAAUUUACAGGCAUAAAGAAAAAUUGUA